Engraulis encrasicolus (European anchovy) is the source of this 5772-nucleotide messenger RNA. It is a transcript of the gene unc13a, whose product is annotated as unc-13 homolog A (C. elegans). Bases 1 to 5316 code for a protein of 1771 amino acids. NCBI's taxonomy places the organism in Eukaryota, Metazoa, Chordata, Actinopteri, Clupeiformes, Engraulidae. Gene Ontology annotation, cellular component: presynaptic membrane; terminal bouton; neuromuscular junction. Gene Ontology annotation, molecular function: phospholipid binding; diacylglycerol binding; syntaxin-1 binding. Gene Ontology annotation, biological process: presynaptic dense core vesicle exocytosis; neuromuscular junction development; synaptic vesicle maturation. The transcript has 44 exons. The record is from RefSeq and is a predicted model, not a curated record.
AUGUCACUGCUGUGUGUUGGAGUGAAGAAAGCCAAACUUGAUGGACCCCAAGAGAAAUUCAACACCUACGUCACCUUGAAGGUGCAGAAUGUGAAGAGCACCACCAUUGCGGUGCGUGGCAGCCAGCCAUGCUGGGAGCAGGACUUCAUGUUUGAGAUCAACCGUCUGGAGCUGGGCCUGACGGUGGAGGUGUGGAACAAAGGGCUGAUCUGGGACACUAUGGUGGGCACCCUGUGGAUCCCCCUCCGCAGCAUACGCCAGUCCAACGAGGAGGGGGAAGGAACAUGGCUGACCUUGGACUCCCAGGUAAUCAUGGCAGAGAACGAGAUCUGCGGAACCAAGGACCCCACCUUCCACCGCGUCCUGCUGGACACACGCUUCGAACUGCCACUAGACAUUCCCGAGGACGAGGCCCGCUACUGGGCCAAGAAACUGGAGCAGCUGAACGCCAUGAGGGACCAGGAUUACGGUUAUCAGGAAACGCGCGAGAGACCACUGCCAGUGCCAUCAACUCAGUGCUGCAACUGGAGCCUAUGGGGAGAUCAGCAGAACGACGAUCCAGACAGUGCGGUAGACGACCGGGACAGCGACUACCGCAGCGAGACCAGCAACAGCAUGCCGCCGCCCUUCUACACCACGUCCCAGCCCAACGCCUCCAUGCACCAGUACCCCAUGCGCAACUCCUACCACGGCUCCUCCCGCCCCUACGCAGACAUGCAGGACUUCGACUACGACAAUCAGAGGGCCAUGAGCCCGACGGGCAGCAGCCGCUACGCCUCCUCUGGAGAGCUGAGCCGUGGCAGCUCCCAGCUGAGCGAGGGGGAGUUCGUCCAGGACGACGGCGAGAGCUUCCGCGGCUCCGAGUUCUACGACGAGAACGACUCCUACCACUCCUGCCACUCCUCCGUCAGCUAUGGCAAGGAGUCGCCUGGCUGGGAUCCCGAGGAGGACGGGGAGGAGGUGUAUAGUGAUGAAGGAAGCUACCUGAAGGACGGAGGAGAGGAGGGGGCGUUGUACGAUGAGGAAGAGCCUGAGGAAAGGGGAGACUAUGCCUACGAGGACCAGGCCGAGGAUGACUACCGCUAUGAGGAUGAAGAGGACAUGCCUUACGGGGAGGAGGAUGGGGAGAUGUAUCCACUGGACACCACCCUCAGCCAGGAGGACCAGGAGCCGCCCUACACCCCCACGCCUACCGACAAGGCCCCCACACUGGGCCACGCCGACUCCCUCCUCACCCCAACUUCCAGACCCCCCCUGGAGAAGCAGGCCUCACAGCUCCAUCACGACCAGCCCCCGCCGGCUCAGAGCCAGACACCGCCAUUGGAGCCCUACCAUGACGCCUUUGCCAAAACGCCUGCCCUGUCGACCUCCUCACAGAAACUGCCAGGGACGGAGGCUCAGCCCUUCGCCCCAUCGUUGUCCUCUGGGUUACCAUCCUCAGAGCAAGGGGCCAUAGACGAGCUCCUCGCUCUGGAUGAGCCACUGCCUUCACCCACUGCCAUGCCAGAGAAGAUUGGCACGCCACCCGAAAGCCUUGUCCCGCCUGACAGCCCCAAAGAGAACUGGCUGAGGGUCUUCAGUAAGGUCCGUCUGCAGAUGCAACAGGCACGAGGAGAGACCACUGGGAUCCAGUCUUUAUGUAUCCAGGCAGGGCUUGGUGGGGCGUUGUACAGCAUAGACAGUAUGCCGGACCUACGCAAGAGGAAAGCCAUGCCACUGGUCAGGGAUCUGGCUAUGUCUCUGGUUCAGAACUCACGCAAGGCUGGGAUCACAUCAGCUAUGGCCUCGAGCACCUUGAACAACGAAGAGCUUAAGAGCCACGUGUACAAGAAAACGCUGCAGGCGUUGAUCUACCCCAUCUCCUGCACCACGCCACACAACUUCGAGGUGUGGACGGCCACCACGCCUACCUACUGCUACGAGUGCGAGGGCCUGCUGUGGGGCAUCGCCCGCCAGGGCAUGAGGUGCACAGAGUGCGGCGUCAAGUGCCACGAGAAGUGCCAGGACCUGCUCAACGCAGACUGUCUACAGAGAGCGGCGGAGAAGAGCUCCAAACACGGUGCUGAGGACCGCACCCAGAACAUCAUCAUGGUGCUGAAGGACCGCAUGAAGAUCCGCGAGAGGAACAAGCCUGAGAUCUUCGAGCUCAUCCAGGAUGUCUUUGGGGUUAUCAAGGCCACGCACGUCACACACAUGAAGCAGAUUAAGCAGAGCGUGUUGGACGGCACCUCCAAGUGGUCGGCCAAAAUCAGCAUCACAGUGUUGUGUGCCCAGGGCCUUCAGGCUAAAGAUAAGACGGGCUCCAGUGACCCCUAUGUCACCGUGCAAGUUGGCAAGACCAAGAAGAGGACCAAGACCAUUUAUGGCAACCUCAACCCUGUCUGGGAGGAGAACUUCAACUUUGAGUGCCACAACUCGUCGGACCGCAUCAAGGUGCGCGUGUGGGAUGAGGACGACGACAUUAAGUCACGUGUGAAGCAGAAGUUCAAGAGGGAGAGCGAUGACUUCCUGGGCCAGACCAUCAUCGAGGUGCGAACACUCAGCGGAGAAAUGGACGUCUGGUACAACCUGGAUAAGCGUACGGACAAGUCGGCGGUGUCGGGGGCCAUCCGCAUGCACAUCAGCGUGGAGAUCAAGGGAGAGGAGACCGUUGCCCCCUAUCACGUCCAGUACACCUGUCUACAUGAGAAUCUCUUCCACUACGUGACAGACCUGCAGGCUGGUGGAGUGGUGAAGAUCCCGGAUGCUAAGGGGGAUGAUGCGUGGAAGGUCUACUAUGAGGAGACCCCUCAGGAGAUAGUGGACGAGUUCGCCAUGCGCUACGGAGUGGAGUCCAUCUACCAAGCCAUGACCCAUUUUGCCUGCCUGUCCUCUAAGUACAUGUGUCCUGGCGUCCCCGCGGUGAUGAGCACCCUGCUGGCCAACAUCAAUGCCUACUACGCCCACACCACCCAGGCCACCAACAACGUCUCUGCCUCAGACCGAUUUGCCGCGUCCAACUUUGGGAAAGAGCGCUUUGUGAAGCUUCUGGACCAGCUACACAAUUCCCUGAGGAUCGACCUCUCCAUGUACAGGAAUAACUUCCCAGCCAGCAGUGCUGAGCGGCUGCAGGAUCUGAAGUCCACCGUUGACCUCCUCACCAGCAUCACCUUCUUCAGGAUGAAGGUCCAGGAGCUGCAGUCUCCACCCAGGGCCAGCCAGGUGGUGAAGGACUGUGUGAAGGCCUGCCUUAACUCCACAUACGAGUACAUCUUCAACAACUGCCACGAGCUCUACAGCCGAGAGUACCAGACCGACCCGGCUAAGAAGGAGUGUCCUCCAGAGGAGCAGGGCCCCUGCAUUAAGAACCUGGACUUCUGGUCCAAGUUCAUCACCCUCAUCGUCUCCAUCAUCGAGGAGGACAAGAACUCCUACACCCCCUGCCUUAACCAGUUUCCCCAAGAACUGAAUGUGGGAAAGAUCAGUGCUGAGGUCAUGUGGAACCUGUUUGCUCAGGAUAUGAAGUACGCCAUGGAGGAGCAUGAGAAGAACCGCUUGUGUAAGAGUGCCGACUACAUGAACCUGCACUUCAAAGUCAAGUGGCUCUACAACGAGUACUGUAAGGACCUGCCCUUUUUCAAGAGCCGAGUACCAGAGUACCCAGGGUGGUUCGAGCCUUUUGUCAUUCAGUGGUUGGACGAGAACGAGGAGGUAUCUCGAGACUUCCUGCACGGUGCCCUGGAAAGGGACAAAAAGGACGGGUGGCAGGUGACGUCUGAGCAUGCUCUGUUCUCCUGCUCCGUGGUGGACGUCUUCUCCCAGCUCAACCAGAGCUUCGAGAUCAUUAAGAAGCUGGAGUGCCCAGACCCGCAGAUCGUCGGUCACUACUACACGCGCUUCGCAAAGACCAUCAGCAAUGUGCUGUUGUCAUAUGCCGACUACAUCGCCAGGGUCUUCCCUGAGAACUGCAACAAGGAGAAAGUGCCAUGCAUCCUGAUAAACAACAUUCAGCAGCUACGUGUGCAGCUGGAGAAGAUGUUUGAGGCCAUGGGUGGCAAAGAUCUGUGUGUGGAGGCCAGUGACAUCCUGAAGGAACUGCAGGUGAAGCUGAAUAACGUGAUGGACGACCUGAGUAGGAUCUUGGCCACCGGGUUCCAGGUGCACAUCGAGGAGUGUGUGAAGCAGAUGGGGGAUAUCCUGGGCCACGUGAAGGGCACCAACAACCCAAGCAGCAGCAGCGUGGCACAGGACGCAGACAACGUCUUACAGCCCAUCAUGGAGUUCCUGGACAGCAACCUGACGCUGUUUGCUAAGAUCUGUGAGAAGACGGUGCUGAAGCGUGUGCUGAAGGAGCUGUGGAAGCUGGUGAUGAACACCAUGGAGAAGACCAUCGUGCUGCCACCCCUCACCGACCAGACGGGCAAAAUGAAGCAGGCUUGUCACACCGAUGGUACCCAGCUCAUCUUCAAUGCAGCCAAGGAGCUUGGCCAGCUGUCCAAAUUGAAGGAGCACAUGGUUCGAGAGGAGGCCAAGGCUCUGUCCCCAAAGCAGUGUGCUGUCAUUGAGCUGGCCCUGGACACCAUCAAGCAAUACUUCCAUGCUGGUGGUGUGGGUCUGAAGAAGACGUUCUUGGAGAAGAGUCCAGACCUGCUGUCUCUGCACUACGCCCUGUCCCUCUACACCCAGGCCACCGACAAGCUCGUACGCACCUUCGUGCAGUCGCAGAACACACAAGUCCAUGGAGGGAGAGGGGUGAGGUUCACCCCUAGCGAAGAUGUUUACCCCGAGAAGGGCUCUGGAGUGGAGGAUGCUGUGGGAGAGGUCUCCAUAGCCGUGGAGGUCUUCACCCAUCCCAGCACUGGAGAGCAUAAAGUCACCAUCAAAGUUGUGGCUGCGAAUGACCUGCGAUGGCAGACCCAGGGAAUCUUCCGGCCCUUUGUGGAGGUCUACAUUAUCGGCCCCCACCUCAGCAACACCAAGAGGAAACAUGCCACCAAGUCCAAGAACAACAGCUGGGCUCCAAAAUAUAAUGAAACUUUUACUUUCACACUGAGCGCGGAGUCGGGCCCCGAGUGCUACGAGCUGCACUUCUGCGUGAAGGACUACUGUUUUGCGCGCGAGGACCGCACGGUGGGCAUGGCCGUGCUGCAGCUGAAGGAGGUGGCGCCGCGGGGCAGCGUGGCCUGCUGGCUGCCCCUGGGCAAGCGCAUCAGCAUGGACGAGACGGGCCUCACCGUGCUGCGCAUCCUCUCGCAGCGCAACAACGACGACGUGGCCAAGGAGUUCGUCAAGCUCAAGUCCGACCAGCGCUCCGCCGAGGAGGGGCGAGGGAGUUAAGAGGAGAGGAGAGGAGAAGUAGGAAACAGGCGAAUAACAAAGAGAGACAAGGGCAAGAAUGGAUUAGAGAGUUAAGAGGAGAGGAGAUAAGAAGACAUGAGUGCAGAAAAGAGAAGUGUAGAAGUAGAAAAAGAGGUGAAUAAAAUAAAGGAAAGGAGAGAAUGGCAUUUACAUGAGGAGGAGGAGGAGGGAUACAUGGACAUAACAGAAGUGGAGAAGUAGGAAAACAGGUGAAUAAAACUAGAGCAGAGGAGGUGGUGAAGCGAGGUCAGGUCAGGUCAGGAUACUAUAGGCUUGGGACUCUGGUUUCUCUACAGCUUCCACACAUAUGAGCGAGGAGCUGAGGAAACGACACACCCCUGCCCCCAAGACCUCUACCCAUGCACUAAUGCCAAUGUUCAUACUCUGAAAAACACAGACACCUACACCAACACAUAUGUGCAUAUAGUUUCACAC